GCGACGAGAGCCAGUUCCUGAUGCAGGCGCCGGGGAGCACGGAGCUGGAGGAGCUCACGGUGCAGGUGGCCCGGGUCUACAACGGGCGGCUCAAGGUGCAGCGCGUCUGCUCAGAAAUGGAAGAAUUAGCAGAACAUGGCGUAUUUCUCCCUCCCAAUAUGCAAGGACUGACUGAUGACCAGAUUGAAGAUUUGAAAUUAAAGGAUGAAUGGGGUGAAAAGUGUGUCCCCAGUGCGGGUUCAGUAUUUAAAAAGGAUGAUAUUGGACGAAGGAAUGGACAAGAAACACGUGGAAGCCAACGUCUGCGUUACCAUGGAGAUGGUGAAAGACGCCUUGGACCAGCUUCGAGGUGCAGUGAUGAUUGUUUAUCCCAUGGGGUUGCCGCCAUACGAUCCUAUCCGGAUGGAAUUUGAAAAUAAAGAAGAUCUGUCGGGGAGUCAGGCAGCACUCAGUGUCAUCACAGAAUCAGAGGCACAAUUGUGGUGGGCAGCGAAGGAGCUAAGACGAUCAAAGAAGCUUUCGGACUACGUGGGGAAGAAUGAAAAAACCAAAAUUAUCGUCAAGAUUCAGCGGAGGGGGCAAGGAGCUCCAGCGCGAGAACCCAUCAUUAGCAGUGAGGAGCAGAAGCAGCUGAUGCUCUUCUAUCACAGAAGACAAGAGGAGCUCAAGAAACUGGAAGAAAAUGAUGACGAUUCCUGUUUAAAUUCUCCGUGGGCAGAUAACACUGCUUUGAAAAGACAUUUUCAUGGAGUAAAAGACAUAAAGUGGAGACCAAGAUGAAGUUCACCAGUUGAUGAAGCUUUCUAAAAUAUUAGCUCACCUUUCUUUUGGCAAAAUGAUAAUAAUAAUAACUAAAAAGGACACCCACAGCUCUCUUUGAAAGUUGUUGAAAUUUCUGGUUUUCCUAGUUGUUUUUUCAGUUUGAAUGUUUAAAAUAAAAGUUAUUCAAGGUUUUAGAACUUAAUAAAUACAUCCUCAAAAGAAUCCGCCUAAACUGUUUUUAUUUCAGGACGACUAUCUACUAAUCUGAGGUUUUUCUUUGGCAAACUACUGAAGAUAUAGUUACAAACAUUUUUUGCUUCCUGAUUGCUGUAUUGCAGGAGGUUGAAAGUACCUUUUGUCCCAGGGAUCUGCUGUGAAACUUGGCUGUCAGUGGCCACUAGAGGCCGCCCGUCACUUCCUUACCCGCAUUCUUCCUGGGCCCUCCCUGUGGAACUGUCAGAGGCCCAAUUCUCAAUCUUGUUUCAGAGACUGGCAGGGGGUCUAACUGUAGCCUCGUGUCUCCCAGCUUCAGAGGUGAAGUUCACCCCCUGGUUGAGACCUGGCUGGUCUUGUCUUCCAGGUGUAAAGGCUGUACCUGUGAUGGAAGUUGGGUGGCCAAACUAGACUAACCUUGAAACUGGACAAAUUCUUGUGUAGUUUCUGGGCUUUUCCUGAAAACAAAUGCAGAUCCUGGUAACCGAUGGUUCUCCCUGUGGGCUCACAAGAGCCUGCAGCUCUUGUCGUGCUGAGGUCGGUACCGAGGCUGACAGAUGCAAACGCUGUUGGCUCGGUGACAACCACGUUGGCUCACCUGUCAUCCUGACUGGUUUUCUAGGACAUCUUUGCUUUUAAAUUCUCCAACUCAUCAUCUCUGCAAAUGCUGACGUCUCAGCAGCUCGAGUACAUCUCUCAGAUUGUGCAGCCAGAAGUGGCCUAGACGUCUUGUCCAGCUGCAUUUGGUCUGUAGAAGACUCUUCCCCUAGUUGGAGGAAACGCAUCAUGCUCGCUCUGAGGAAGAGUGAAGUGACAAGGACGCUCCCUGCCCUGGUCUCCCCGUGCCCACUGCUCCUCGCCCGCCACGGUGCUGGAGCGCCCCGUACACGCACAGCCACAGGGAUGGAGCUGGGGCCGGGGCCGGGGCCGGGACCCUGGGUUCCCAGACCUGAUUCCAUUGUAGAGGGUGAGGACCGUCCAUGUCUCCCCCAGCCCUUCACACAUCGGCGAGACCCACUCAGAGUGCCCUCACCUCGAGGGGAGGCUUGGCUCCUGUCAGAGACGAGUGCCCCCGGAGAGCACCCUACACAGGUUCUUCUCCCAGAACCCUCUGCAGCCUGUCCUCAUCUCCCCACAAUCUCCAGGUUACUUAGGGCCCCUGCACUGACUAACAUUUCUGCUGUCCUCAAAACAGCAUUUUUCUAACGUGGCUUGUAACCGACUAUACGCCUUGAUUGUACCUUACUCUGCUGAUGGUCAAAUUUUGUAAAAUCAAGUUUGCAUCUGUUUGCUUUUUGACUUUCAUUAUUAUUUUAUUUUUAGCAAAGUAGAGUUGACAUGAUAUUAUAUUAGUUUCAGGUGUAAUUUUAUUUUUUUCAUUAUAAUUGUAAACGUCUCUGUGGAAAGCCUCUGUCCUUGGAUGAUAUAAAGUUCGCAAUAA
This is a messenger RNA of Aethalodelphis obliquidens (Pacific white-sided dolphin), 2416 nucleotides long. It is a transcript of the gene CFAP298, whose product is annotated as cilia and flagella associated protein 298. The transcript has 6 exons. Lineage: Eukaryota; Metazoa; Chordata; Mammalia; Artiodactyla; Delphinidae. The coding region runs from base 205 to 780 and encodes 191 amino acids. The record is from RefSeq and is a predicted model, not a curated record. Gene Ontology annotation, biological process: regulation of cilium movement.